Messenger RNA from Didymosphaeria variabile, 390 nucleotides. RefSeq lists its product as uncharacterized. Lineage: Eukaryota; Fungi; Ascomycota; Dothideomycetes; Pleosporales; Didymosphaeriaceae. The record is from RefSeq and is a predicted model, not a curated record. The transcript has a single exon. Bases 1 to 390 code for a protein of 129 amino acids.
AUGGCAACCAAAUACAAGCUUGUCUACUUUGUACCACUGUCUGCUCUCGACGCAGUCAAGAAAGCAGUCUUCGCGACCGGAGCAGGUCGCUAUCCCGGCCCAGGCAACUACACAGAGGUCGCGUGGCAGACCUUGGGCACCGGCCAAUUCCGCCCAGGCGAUACCGCCAAACCCAACAUCGGAGAAGUCGGCAAGCUCGAGAAAGUAGAAGAAGCAAGGGUGGAAACCCUUUGCGUAGGCGAGGACAUCACAAAGAAAGCAGUCGCAGCUCUGAAAGAGUAUGUAUCCGUGCCGCUUCCACUUAAGACAAUGUCCGCUGAUGCGAGUUACGUAAGGACUCAUCCUUACGAGGAGCCUGGGUAUGAGGUGUACAAGAUCGAGGACUUUUGA